CAUUCGUCUUCAACUUUCUUAUCUUUUACAACAUAUAUACACUCAUAUAUAUGUAUGUGUAUGUGUUGCUUCAAUUGUACUCCGUUUUGUGAUUGCUACAUGGGGCUUAAAUGAAGUAGCGAUUGAUUGAUUCCCAGAAUGGGUAUGGUGAGAAAUGUAGCCGAAGCUGAUGAACAAUUGGGAGUGAUGGAGUGGAACAACCAAGAACAACAAUUGAACCACCACCAGUAUGUGGGUGUUGGCGGUGGCGGUGAUGUGAUGUACGCGAAGGUGAUGACUGACGAGCAGAUGGAGCUCUUACGGCAACAGAUCUCUGUCUAUGCCACCAUCUGCGACCAACUUGUUGAGAUGCACAAGAACAUUACGGCUCAACAGGAUCUUGCUGGAAUGAGGUUGGGCAAUCUAUACUGUGAUCCCUUAUUGACAUGCGGUGGCCAGAAGAUCAGUGCCAGGCAGCGAUGGACUCCAACUCCUAUGCAGCUUCAGAUUCUUGAGCGUCUCUUUGAUCAAGGCAGUGGGACUCCUAGCAAGCAGUUGAUCAAAGAUAUAACUACCGAGCUUUCACAACAUGGUCAAAUUUCUGAAACAAAUGUCUAUAAUUGGUUCCAGAACAGGAGGGCUCGAUCAAAAAGGAAGCAACCUGUUUCAGCACCAAACAAGACAGAAUCAGAAGUAGAGGCAGAGGUUGAGUCCUCAAAGGAGAAGAUGACAAAACCGGAGUGCACUAAAUCCCAUGAGAACACGGCUGCAAAUGAUGAAAAUGUAUAUUUCCAGGAUCAUGAGAUAAGUGCUGAAAUGCAUUGCUUGGAUAUGCAUUCCAGUAAGGAGGAGCACAUGUUCUCAUCAGAUCAUUUUUUGAGAUCUCCAGGCAGUUUGGGUCAUUUAGCUUUGCCCGAGAGUAUUCCAAGAAUUGACCAGCUGCUGAUUGGUAAAAUGGAAGUUUCAGGGGGCUUUAGUCCUUAUCAUCACGGAGAUGGAUUUGACCACCUCGGAUGAUGAUCCUCCUAUGUUUUUAUGUUGCAGUGGCUUGAUCACAAACUUAUCGAACCUAUGGUUUGGAAUUAUAUCAACAUUUAAAUAGCAUAGUAAAGCAUAAGUAGCAUAGUAAACCAUGAAGCGUAUAUGUUUUGGCUAGAGUUGUGUGGGGUUGAGAAUUAUGCAAUUCCAUUCUGCAUUUACAGGAACCUAUAGAGGUAUACUAGUUGAUUUUUGUAGUAAACACUGAUUGCUGUUUGUUGUGUGUGAUUCUAUUGGAAAUUAAGUUGCUCUGUUUAGUGCUUGUA
This is a messenger RNA of Cornus florida, 1283 nucleotides long. Its product is annotated as WUSCHEL-related homeobox 8-like. The transcript is spliced from 3 exons. The record is from RefSeq and is a predicted model, not a curated record. Gene Ontology annotation, molecular function: DNA-binding transcription factor activity; DNA binding. The coding region runs from base 139 to 996 and encodes 285 amino acids. NCBI's taxonomy places the organism in Eukaryota, Viridiplantae, Streptophyta, Magnoliopsida, Cornales, Cornaceae.